CAGGAAGUGACGUAGAUAACCCGGAAGAAGCGUUAGAGGGCGGCACGUUUUAAAUAUUCUUACGGUUUGACUGUUGACAUUUUUUUUUUGCAACAUACCCACAAAGGUGUAUUGGUAGCUGCCUGCAGUAUUGUAUUUAUUGUGGAAUAAGAACAUGGCAACGAAAAUCCCAAGAGAAACAAAGAGAACCGGUCAUAAACUUGAAUCCAAAGACACUGUAGCUGCGACCCAAGCAGCAAAUGCAGGACCUAAAUCAGAUGGUGUCCUUAAACCCACAAAAGAAAACAUAACAAGAAAAAUCGUUGCACCUAAAGUUCACAAAGGGGUCUCCACCAGGUAUGGGCAACAGGCUGAGCUCAGGGAGCAAAAUCAGCAUUUGAUGGUUGUGAAUGAGGAGCUGCAGAAAAACCUCUCAGAGACACAGCAACGAGUAGCUGAGUUGGAGCUGCAGUUCAGUGACCUUGAAAAGGAGAAUGCAGAUGUUCAGAGAAACCUUAAGGACUGUCAUGUUCUUCUAGUUUCUGCCAAAAUAGAUCCAGUUUUAGGAGAAAGAGUUGGUGACGCAGCGCGGCAAAAUGAAGAACAGAGGAAAGAAGUUAUGAGCGUUUCCACAGACCUGCUGAAUGAAUUAAAGGCCUUUGGUGAUGUUGCAUCGCAACAACGCGCUCGGCUUGAGGACAUCCAAAUGACCAUGACGGACCUCAUUAAAGCACGAGAGCACGUGGCACAGGAAAGGGAGACGUUUUCCCUGCAGGCGGCUGAAAUGGAAAAAGCUCUGGAGGAAGCGGAAGCUCUCUUACACUAACUGUACAGGCAUUCCCCCGGUUUAAAAUGAGCUUUUUUAUUUGACUGUAUUCAUGCAUAAGCGGUGUUUUAAUGUUAGUGCUACUAAAAAUGAGUGAAGGAUUCUCACCUUUUUAAUGGUUUGAACAGCACCUGUAAUAUUUUGUGCAUCCCCUCAUUUGAGUAGAAACUUUGUACAGUAUAUUUCCAACGAAAUUGAAGCAGGUUUCAAAACAACAAAAAUAAAUAAAGCAUUUUAAAUAUCUUG
Messenger RNA from Mugil cephalus (flathead mullet), 1051 nucleotides. It is a transcript of the gene knstrn, whose product is annotated as kinetochore localized astrin (SPAG5) binding protein. The record is from RefSeq and is a predicted model, not a curated record. Gene Ontology annotation, biological process: mitotic sister chromatid segregation; regulation of attachment of spindle microtubules to kinetochore; spindle organization. NCBI's taxonomy places the organism in Eukaryota, Metazoa, Chordata, Actinopteri, Mugiliformes, Mugilidae. The transcript has 9 exons. The coding region runs from base 155 to 805 and encodes 216 amino acids. Gene Ontology annotation, cellular component: centriolar satellite; mitotic spindle; kinetochore.